AUGAUCGAGUUGCUUGUAGAAGGCCGUGAGGAGUUUAUGGUUGAAGUCUCCGACGGCGACAUGGAAGUGGUUCUCGACAUGUCAAAUGGCGCGCGCUUCGGACCGGAUCUGGUGGCAAGUCUGCAGGAGGGGUGGCUCGGCGAGGGUUCUUGGUGUGAUUUUGAUGCUGUCAGAGACGAGUACAUUGCGGUAGAUUUUAUUGCGAAGCUCGGCUGGCAGCUCGAGGAGCCUGAACAGUCUACAUCGAGGCGCAUCUUGGGAGUCGGAAGUGUUGGUGGUCGACAUCGUAAGGUGUAG
Molecule: messenger RNA, 297 nt
Organism: Fulvia fulva
Lineage: Eukaryota; Fungi; Ascomycota; Dothideomycetes; Mycosphaerellales; Mycosphaerellaceae
Exons: 1
Coding region: 1-297 (98 amino acids)
Source: RefSeq, a predicted model, not a curated record